AUGGACUCCGACGGAUAUACAUCGCGCGCGUGGUUAAGUCACUGGGUAUCAGGUGAGGAGAAUCCUGUAAACAAUUACUACGAAGACCACAAACUUAUGGAGGGCGCACUUAUUAAAAUGGGUGAUUAUGCACAUUUCCGCUACUUUUUGCUCUUCCGCAACGGCCGUUUUUGCUACUAUGAGCUACCAAUGCCCGCGAUGGCACCUGGAGGCGAUCCUGGUGGCCCUAAACGCGUACAUCUAACACUCACGUCAAAAAAUUUGCGUGGUGUCAUGAUGCUUAAUGCAUCAGUCAAUGCCAAAGAUUUGGCUAAAAGUGAAGACGAGUACGAUGCCGAUCUGAUUAAGCGUGGGCUCGUGUUUAACCGUAAAAAACUCGAAAUGCAACUUACAGGAUAUUCCCCCACGGGGCAGCUAAUGUGCUGGAAGCUUCGAGCCGGAAAGGAUGCUGUCUAUGGCAAAUGGGAGCGAGCCUUUCGACUAGCUUUGCGGCCUAUUUGGGUACAAAAUUCAAAGUGUUGCAUGGUUUGCAAGAAAGAGUUUGGCUUUUUCUGUCGUCCACAUCACUGUCGCAAAUGUGGAACAUGCAUGUGCGACGAAUGCUCUGUGUUUGUCCCGAGAUUGCCGAUGCAGGGCUACUAUGAUGAAGUGCGUAUCUGUCGGGACUGCUCACCGAUAAAGAUUCAGCGAUCGUCGCUGAAAAUGGGCACUCGUGUGUUAGUGUAUGGAAUUCUGGUUGGUCAAGUAGUGCAAGUUGAUGCUGCAGAUGACUCAGCAGAUGGCAGGGCGUUUGUCAAUGUGGAGUUAGCGAAGAAAAACUAUCAGCUUAGUCGCUUUGCACUAGAGCAUGUGGAGCUGUACUCUGACGCCGUCCUUUCGGCCAAUCGAAUUAAGAAUGCCAUUCGCCAACAUUUAUCAUAUACGGUAUUUCGCACACAUCUCAAUUUUAAUACUUGGAAUCUUCUAGAGACUGUUCAAGAACAACGCACGGUACAGAUGGUUCGAAUCCUUAACAAAUCGACGAGUAUUAAUGAGCUGCACUCGAUGGUACCGAUGCUUGGGUCAUUAGACACGAUGCAGUUUUCGGAUGCCGACAUUCCAGAGAAAGAUCGCGUGCAAGAGUCGCUUUCGCAUUAUCGUGGUGUACAUGUGUCGUUCCCUUUGCGAUUGGAGACGGUAAAAAAGCUAAUUGAUCAGUUUCGCAAUGGAAUUCUGCUCCAUCGCGUCUUUGUACGGCAAAUUUUGGACGAAUCGGAAAAGCUAUUUCUUAAGAGACACGAGUCACCCAUGAAUGAGAUCCAGCUUCCGAUGGGCGUACAGAUGGUCGUAGUUGGUGAUCUGCAUGGGCAACUAGAAGACUUGCUUACAAUUAUGGACAAGAUUGGUGUACCGAAUAGCAAAACUUGGUAUCUUUUCAAUGGCGAUUUUGUGGAUCGUGGUUCGCAUGGAAUUGAAGUUGUUUUGUUACUGCUCAUCUUUAAAUUGCUGUAUCCGGACUACGUCUUUUUAAAUCGGGGCAAUCAUGAAGAACGUAUGAUAAAUGAGGCUUUCGGUUUUGAAGAUGAGGUCUAUACGAAGUACGGCACGGACAAUGAUAUGGUUGCUGGAUGGAAUGGUUUGGGAACAUCGAUGAACUACUCCCCUAUGAAAUUAUUCCAGAUGUUUGAGACGGUAUUUUGUCUUUUUCCAAUUUUUGCGUUGCUCAAUAAGCGUAUCUUCAUUGUACACGGUGGAUUGAGCAGUCAUGAAAAUGUUACGAUAGAUGAAUUACUGCAGCUUGAUCACAGACGCGAGAUUCCGACGCAAGGCACAUCUCGAGCUGACGAAGUCUUUACGCAUCUCUUGUGGAGCGACCCGCGCGACGAUGAGGGGUGUAAGUCAUCUAAUCGGGGCGCUGGUGUUGAAUUCGGCCCUGAUAUCACGAAAGCGUUUUGCGCGCAAAAUGGACUUAGCCUAAUUAUUCGGUCUCAUGAGUGCCGAGAAGAAGGCUUCGAUAUUGCUCACGACGGUCUACUGCUCACAGUGUUUUCGGCCUCUAGUUAUUGCGGAUCACAGACAAACAAGGGUGCCUAUGUUCAAUUAGAAAUCGGAGAAGACAACGAAGUGAAGCCACAUGUAGUGCAAUUUUGCUCUCAACCACUUCAAAAGCUAAAAGUUGCUGGAAAAAAUGAGUGGCGAAAAAAGGCUCAGCGUUUGGAGCGAAGAACGCUUAUGUCUGUUGUUGAAAUGAUUUGCGAGAAGAAGAAUUCUUUGCUGUCUGCUUUCAGUGAGCUUGAUAACACUAGUUCUGGGCGUGUUUCAAAACUCAUUUGGAAAGCAGUUUUGCAAAAUGUACUUGGAAUUAAGGCAAACUUUCUUUCGUAUUUUCGUCAACUUGCUGAGGUUGAGGAGGAUGGGGAUGUCGACUACCAAAAGUUUCUUAAUCGUUACACUAUUGAAUUCGAUGGUGGUAACGUGGAGUGGAGACGCAGUCUGAUCCGCCAAGUUUGGCUUGGACUCAUUCGAGCGCUUCCCCAUCCUUCGGAAAUGGAAGCUGAAAGAAUAACGCUGCAGGAUAAACUGCACUAUGCAUUCAAUCUUUUUCAAUUGCCUGGAGCAGUCAUGAAAAAUCAGAUUUUUUCGAAGCUUGACGAUGGCGGAUCGUUGGGCGCCCUUGGCAUUACUGGUGAGAAGUUAAAGGAUCCCUCAAUGAGUCAUAGCGUGGUCACGUAUGAGGUGUUUCGAAAUACUAUUCAAGACAAGCUGCAGCUGGGCGACAUUCUUUCAGAGCAACAAAUCUUCGAGCUCAUGCAACAUCUCGACCAGAAUCAUGACGGUGUGGUUGACUAUCACGAGUUUUGCUCAUUUUUUGCCGAGUUCAGCCGGACGGAUUACUUGCAAGAAAUCUUUGAGUUGGACGACACGAAGGCGAUUUCGCUGCUAAAUCGAUGUGCUACACUGCUUCAAAGGCCUAACAAGUUUAAGUCGCUGCGAGAUGCAUUUGAAGCGUUUGACCACAGUAAGACUGGUAAAUUGACUGUGGGCGACAUUUUAAAGGGAACCCAAGAGCUAAAUAUGGUGCCUGAACUUGAUCGUGACGAAGCGCAGCUGCUUUUCAACUCGAUUUUAUUAAGCUAUUACGGUAUUAACCAGCGACAUCAAUGGGAGUCGAGAGGCUUAGACUGGGUUGUGUUUGAAGACACGUUCUCGCCUGACAGCACCUUCCAGCGGCGUUUGUGGCUUUCAAGUCCUGGGGCAUCAAAUACGAACUUGACCUCGUUAGACAUCCGCAAUUCUUUUUUAGAAGAUGAUGACGUGAUUCAAGAACAGCAAUCAUUAAAAAACCAGGCGUGGGCGGAUACGUUUGUUGACAGUGUCAAACUAUCGCUUCAUGAGCAGCGCUUAUACAUCAAAUUUUUAUUUCGUAUACUGGAUCGCAAGCGACACGGAUACGUCACAAAGGGGCAAUUUAUCGCUACCAUGCAGGCCAUUAACGAAGAGCAUGGAGCACCACUGACCAUUUCCCAGCUUGACCAGCUGGCUGAUGCCUUUGCACACCGCAAGACUGUACGUCGCAUGUCAGACGCGGGCGAAGAGAUUGAGGAGACGCUUACAUAUGUUUCGUACCCUGAAUUUUUGCGCACGUUAUUCGCGAAUCUCUCUCUAAACUUUUCCCCACCACCACUAGCAAACAUGGUUCGUAUGAGCGUGCUCGCUGACUGCCUCAAGACAAUGUACAAUGCCGAAAAGCGUGGAAAACGCCAGGUGCUUAUUCGCCCAAGUUCUAAGGUCAUUGUCAAGUUCCUGCAGGUGAUGCAGAAGAAUGGAUACAUUGGCGAGUUCGAAAUUGUGGACGACCAUCGCGCUGGUAAAAUCGUCGUGGAGCUUAAGGGCCGAAUUAACAAGUGCGGUGUUAUCUCACCUCGAUUUGACGUCAAAUUGGCCGAAUACGAGAAGUGGAUUAACAACUUGCUGCCUUCGCGUCAGUUUGGUCACAUUGUCGUAAGCACUACAUAUGGCAUCAUGGACCAUCACGAGGCCCGCCGCAAACACACAGGUGGCAAGAUCAUUGGAUUCUUUUACUAG
Messenger RNA from Plasmopara halstedii, 4065 nucleotides. RefSeq lists its product as hypothetical. Gene Ontology annotation, molecular function: protein serine/threonine phosphatase activity; calcium ion binding; structural constituent of ribosome. Gene Ontology annotation, biological process: translation. Lineage: Eukaryota; Oomycota; Peronosporomycetes; Peronosporales; Peronosporaceae. The transcript has 4 exons. Gene Ontology annotation, cellular component: nucleus; ribosome; cytosol. The record is from RefSeq and is a predicted model, not a curated record. Bases 1 to 4065 code for a protein of 1354 amino acids.